Perca fluviatilis (European perch) is the source of this 1669-nucleotide messenger RNA. RefSeq lists its product as uncharacterized. NCBI's taxonomy places the organism in Eukaryota, Metazoa, Chordata, Actinopteri, Perciformes, Percidae. The record is from RefSeq and is a predicted model, not a curated record. The annotation marks the transcript as partial. The transcript is spliced from 3 exons.
AAGAAGCUCUCAUCAGUUUUACCGGGCCUCCCUGUUGAAACCCUGAAUUCCUUGCUGGAUGGGUUUGAAGAGCUUGGUGUGGAAAGCAGGGCAGACCUUGUUUUGGUAAAAGAGAAGGACCUGGAGAAAUACCUCAGACCAAUCCAGUGUCGAAAAUUGCUAAGUGCUUUUAUGAAUGAAGGACUUCUGGUGCUUGAAAUAGAAUGUGUUUCAGUAGCCUCUCCACCCCGCCCAAGUAGUCCAUGUCGGGCGUCAUUGGGUUCCCAAAGCUCUCUGAACGCUUUAUCUUCACCCAAACUACCUGGCAGGUCAUGGUACACAGACUUCCAUGUCAAGUGGGACCAGAUGCCAGCAGCAAUCCGAACAGCAGUGGACAAUCAAACAAGACCAUCACCAGGGGACAGACAAGCUAUGGUGAAGGCAGUGGUGGACCAGAUGCUUCAGCAUGAUCAGAACCCAACCAGAGCAACAUGUCACAGCAUUGUCCGGGGCAUUGUAAGGGAUUAUCCCAAACGUUUUGCUGAUGUUGGUAGAAACGGAGACAUUCUUGGAGAUGGCUGUCACUCUCUUCUUCAGCAGAUUAAAACGAGAGUGGAAUAUAAAAAUAGAAACAAUACUCUUGCACAGCGACGCAGAAAGAAAAGGCCCACCACUGGGGUGGCUGAGGAAACCGGAGUGAUGGCAAGAGGCCCUGUGGAUCGGUACGGAUGUGUGAGGUGGUGUCCUGCAGAACUUCCUGCUGGUGAGACCGAGGCAACCUUAGAUGAAAUGAAAAGGCAGCUGCACAACAUCUACUCAGAGGAAGGGAUGGGCGGGGCAGGGAGAGCUGAAGCUUUGAUGGAGAAGACAUACGUCAUCCAGCGGCGGUACCUCAACAGUUUGCCUGCACCUGCCAUUUCAGACAUUAAGGAAGAAUGGCCUUUUCUUUUCUCUCAGAGAGGCCUUUACUCCCACUUUAGUCUGCUGACAGAUAUCUCCAUCCUCAUUAAGUUGCAAGAGGCCCUAAAAAACAGAGGCAGUACACUUAUUUGGUUCAGCCAGGAACUCAAACGCCAUCCAGAGAUUGAGGACGUCCUGAAUAAUUUCGAGCCAGAGGCUUCAGACAAGGCUGCAUGUAUCCUCCUGCUCCUGUUGGCGUACUUUAAGGAGCCCAAGAGUGCCAUCGUGCUUGAGACUGAUGUAAGUUGUGUAAAAAAUAUUUUUAAAAAGCAGUCUGUGUUUACACUAGAUAGUAUACAUAACAUUCUCUCUGAUUACCCUCUGUCAGGAGACCAGUGAACUGUCUUUUAUGUAUUUGAAUCCGUUUUUGCAAGCUAUUCCAACUUUAAUCUGCAGUAUCCUGAGGACGGCUCAUGUACUCUGGAGUUUAUUCAAAGGUGCUUCUUGGGUAUUAACCCUGAGAUGGGCUCCAAAUCGAAGAACAAACAGCUGAGUGGCAUCAACCCACAUGUGAGCACACUCGUGAGAAAACUUGUGGACUUUGAAUGGAUGUCGAUGUAGAUGUAAAGGAUUAAAGUAUAGGGACACCUGACCAUUACACCAACAGGGACUUUAACAUUCAGGGGCAUUGCAUUCCAAAGACAUGCAUUACAUUACUGAUGGCAAGCUCUAUAUGUCUCUCUCUCUAUAUAUAUAUCUCUGUCUCUAUAUCUCUAUCUCUCUAUGUAUA